Messenger RNA from Raphanus sativus (radish), 1547 nucleotides. RefSeq names its product serine/threonine-protein kinase RIPK. The transcript has 4 exons. The coding region runs from base 64 to 1458 and encodes 464 amino acids. Lineage: Eukaryota; Viridiplantae; Streptophyta; Magnoliopsida; Brassicales; Brassicaceae. Gene Ontology annotation, molecular function: ATP binding; protein kinase activity. The record is from RefSeq and is a predicted model, not a curated record. Gene Ontology annotation, biological process: protein phosphorylation.
UCCAAUAUUCCAAACCCAAAACAAGACAGACAGACAACACGAAAGAAAAACAAAAAAUCAAAAAUGGCGGUGAAGAAGAAAAUCUCUUGGAGAUCAUUAGUCGCUAGCUGUUUAGGGGAUCCAGAUAUCACAAUGGAUCCUCCACAGAAACCCAAGAGAAAAGAUGAGGUCAUCAAGAAACAGAGCUCGUUUCAGAGACUAUCGGUUCUUGAUUUGAGCAACCCGAGUUCCAACACUUUAUCAGAAGACUUAUCGAUUUCUCUCGCUGGCUCAGAUCUUCACAAAUUCACGCUCGGCGAGCUAAAAGUCAUUACACAAUGUUUUUCCUCAACCAACUUCCUCGGUGAAGGAGGGUUUGGUCCUGUUCAUAAAGGAUUUGUUGAUGAUAAGCUUCGUCCUGGUCUUAAAGCUCAGCCUGUUGCUGUUAAAUUGCUCGAUCUUGAAGGUCUUCAAGGUCACCGUGAAUGGCUGACAGAAGUCAUGUUUCUCGGACAACUUAAACACAAAAAUCUUGUGAAACUGAUUGGCUAUUGCUGCGAGGAAGAACAUAGGACUCUUGUUUACGAGUUUAUGCCUCGUGGAAGCUUAGAGAAUCAACUUUUCAGAAGAUAUUCAGCGUCGCUUCCAUGGUCAACGAGGAUGAAGAUCGCUCAUGGAGCUGCAACGGGUCUUCAGUUUCUUCAUGAAGCAAAAAAUCCUGUAAUAUAUCGGGAUUUCAAAGCUUCCAAUAUCUUGUUAGAUUCGGAUUACACAGCUAAACUCUCUGACUUUGGAUUAGCCAAAGACGGACCAGAAGGAGACGACACGCACGUUUCAACGCGCGUGAUGGGCACGCAAGGUUACGCAGCACCUGAAUACAUCAUGACCGGUCAUCUAACAGCGAGGAGUGACGUCUAUAGCUUCGGAGUUGUGUUACUCGAGCUUUUGACCGGUAGGAGAUCAGUAGACAAGAAAAGAUCUUCAAGGGAACAAAAUCUUGUGGAUUGGGCUCGUCCAAUGCUAAAGGACGCUCGUAAACUUGAUAGGAUCAUGGACCCGAGGCUUGAAGGUCAAUACUCAGAGGCAGGUGCAAAGAAAGCAGCGGCUUUGGCUUACCUGUGCUUAAGCCAUCGACCCAAGAACCGUCCUUGUAUGAGCACGGUCGUCUCUAUCCUCAACGAUCUUAAGGACUAUAAUGAUAUUCCCAUGGGGACAUUCACUUACACGGUUCCGAACACUCCCGAGAAGUCAGUUUCCGAUAAUAGAGAAGACGAAGGUCGUGUUAGGGAAAGUAAUAAGCCUCGUAAGAGUCAUCAUCAUCGAGAAAACAAUCAUCAUCAUCGAUUAUCGCCAACAGCUAACUCUCCUAGGACUAAGUCUCCAACACCUAAGUCGCCCGGCGGAGGAAACCACCGGACAACUUUGAGAAAUGGACUGAACUCGCCUAUGAGAAGUGAGGCUGGUGGCGAACGGUACUAAGUUUUCUGGUCUCACCUACUCUUCAAAUUAUUAUUAUAAAAAAGUCUUAUGUAAAUAAUUAAAUAGUUUAUUGUUUUUCAUCUCUGAAA